Cucurbitaria berberidis CBS 394.84 is the source of this 2130-nucleotide messenger RNA. RefSeq lists its product as uncharacterized. The record is from RefSeq and is a predicted model, not a curated record. The transcript has 7 exons. NCBI's taxonomy places the organism in Eukaryota, Fungi, Ascomycota, Dothideomycetes, Pleosporales, Cucurbitariaceae. Bases 1 to 2130 code for a protein of 709 amino acids. Gene Ontology annotation, molecular function: DNA-binding transcription factor activity, RNA polymerase II-specific; zinc ion binding; DNA binding. Gene Ontology annotation, biological process: regulation of DNA-templated transcription; DNA-templated transcription.
AUGGAGCAGGAGCCACCUCCUCAACCCCAGGGCAGACUAUUGCUGGCACAGAAGCCGAAACGAACCGUAACCCUGGGUGCAUGUGUUGCAUGUAGAAAGAGAAAGUCAAAGUGCGAUGGCAGCCGUCCUGUGUGUACAUGCUGUGUCCAAAAGGUCACCAGUUGCGUGUAUGAGCUAGGUCCAAACGAAAAGCCCUCCCAGGCCAUGAAGCGAAAGAACGAAGAGAUGCAAGGCGAGCUUUCGAACCUUCGUCAGCUCUACGACUUUCUUCGGUUACGCCCAGAGCAGGAGGCCAUGGAGAUUAUGAGGCGUAUCAGAGCAAAUCCCCCAGACACAUCACAAUCCCAACGCAUACAAGAGUUGGCAGAUUUCGUCCGCCAUGGAGACAUGCCUACCCAGCAAGCCUCUUCCGUCCCAUCCUCUCCACAUCACCAAGAGCUCGGGCAAUCCGUGACUCUGCCCCCACUUCGUCUGGCUCUGGCCUUGGACUCACCCAGCGAUUUGGACCCUCACAACCUUCCUUUGCCUGGUAUAUUGUCCAUGGGAGUAGAUGGGCCGAUCAGCCAGCGUAGGAGAUAUACCUCAGAUACGGAGCUUCCAGUUCGCUCAGAUAGCCAAGGCUCUCUUCCGCCUCCUACCUCAAUUGAGGCUAUCCUACAACCCCCUUCAUCUUCUUUUGUAGACGCUGCUUUUACAGAUCCCCGGCUAGCGUCAGCCAAAAACUGGACGACAGUAACCAGCGAUCCCAAUAUCCUAUUAACCCUCUUCUCUGCAUGGACUACGCGCGAGUUCUGUUAUUAUCAUUACCUGGACCGAGACGCUUUCCUUGAUGAUAUGGCAAGUGGGCGAACUGAUUUCUGUUCGGCACUUCUUGUCAAUGCAUUGCUAGCAUCUGCUUCCUUCCAUUCGUCAGCGGUCAAAGAUCGACAAAAACCAUUUUCUGAGAGGUCAUUGACCACCAUGUUCUACAAAGAAGCCCGGCGACUCUGGGACCUCGAACAAGGUAAAGACAGUUUGACUAAAGUGCAGGCCGGUAUCUGUCUCUUUCUGGUGCUUGGGAAGUAUGGUCGAGACAAAGUUGGCUAUACUUUCCUCGAAGAAGCAUGCCGAACUGGUCGCGACCUCGGUCUCUUUCAGUCCCAGGCCGGAGAAGCCAGCUGGAAGACCUUGAACGGACCCCACGAGAGGUGGGAUAAGGUUCGAGCCGUGACUGCUUGGACGCUUUUCAACUUCCAAUUAUCUAUGUCUUUUACCUAUUCAUUCCCAGUCAUCAUAAAAACGCUGCCUCCUAUGGAGAUCCCAUAUCGGGAAUCUCCUACGGAGGAAGCUCUCUUUCGUUCAGAAUGCAUGAAGCAUAUUGUCAUUCUCGACUACGUCAAUAUGCUUCGAGGCGAUAAUGAUCUCGACAACAAGAAUCAGCUAGAACCGGAACAAAUUGAAGCCUGCUACCUUAGAUUAACAUCUUGGUGGGACACGCGACCACCAGACAUACACCCAGAUAAGGCCCCUUCCAUUGAGAAUCUACUCUGCGCCAUGAUGUAUCAAGUAAACAUCGUCAGUCUGUUCCAACCAAUUCUUGAUGCCGAAAGCCCCGUCGAACAGAUUAGCUUGUACCGUCUUCGCGCGCGCUCCAUCACGUCCGCCGCACUAAGAGAGACACGGCGCCUCUUCGCCAUCCAAGAGAUACGCUAUGGCUGGGCAAAUACCAUCACGCUGAUCCUCCAUCCUCUUUCAGUCGCAAGUUUCGGAACUCUGGAUGAGAUCUUGCUCGAGCGCCCAGGAUCAACUACCAUGGAAAUGAGCGAACCAUAUCAAGGCCUGCUAACAUGUCUGCGGGCACUGAGCAGCUUAUCAAGCUACAGCUACUACGCGCAGCCGCUUUUUCGAUUGCUCACUCAAAAGUGCCAGACUCUCGGCGUCCAACUACCUCUUGAAGUUCAAAGUACGCUGGAGUUCUACAGGAGUGAGGAGUGGACGAAGCAUGCUGCGAACAUGGUUAGCAGCCAAUAUAUUGCAGACACGCGCAAGAUGGUCACAGAUGCGGAGAGCGCGACCAUGGAUGCAGUCAUCUCUGCUUGGGAAGGGCUUUCAUUAGAUGAGGCAGCAAAGGGCAAGGGAAGAUUAGGCUAA